This is a messenger RNA of Schizosaccharomyces octosporus yFS286, 1848 nucleotides long. Its product is annotated as palmitoyl protein thioesterase-dolichol pyrophosphate phosphatase fusion 1. The transcript has a single exon. The coding region runs from base 1 to 1848 and encodes 615 amino acids. NCBI's taxonomy places the organism in Eukaryota, Fungi, Ascomycota, Schizosaccharomycetes, Schizosaccharomycetales, Schizosaccharomycetaceae. The record is from RefSeq and is a predicted model, not a curated record. Gene Ontology annotation, biological process: lipid biosynthetic process; protein N-linked glycosylation. Gene Ontology annotation, molecular function: dolichyldiphosphatase activity. Gene Ontology annotation, cellular component: intracellular membrane-bounded organelle; endoplasmic reticulum membrane.
AUGUGGAAAAACAAAGGAUUCAAUUUCGUUAUAUUUAUAAUCUUCUCUUGUUUUUUCUAUAUUGUUCAAUCAUCCCCAGUACUUACAGUUGAGAAGUUGAAACUGGGCGACAAACAGCAAGAUGGAAAUCAAACUCCUGUAGUCAUUUGGCAUGGACUAGGUGACUCCUACGAUAGCAUUUCGUUGAAGCGAAUUGUGAAGCGAGUGGAAGAAAUCACAGGUGCUUCAGUUUUCGUUAUCCAUAUAGGUAGUACAGGACUUGGCGAUUUGAAGGCUGGAUACAUUGGAAAUGUUCAGGAGCAAAUUGAUGGUAUUUGCACUCAAUUGUCUUCUAUAGAAGAGUUAAAGGACGGAUUUCAUGGCAUUGGUGUGAGUCAAGGCGGUCUCUUCCUCCGUGGUUUGCAUGAGACCUGUGAAUUCGCUAAGAUCCGCACGUUACUCAGUGUCGGUUCACCCCAGAAUGGAGUUUUCAAUUUCCCAGGAUGCUCUGCAACAAAUUUUCUAUGUCAGACAGCUAGUAAGUCUAUUUUGGCUUUGGGUGUCUGGAAUGCUUGGGUUCAGACCCAUAUCGUGCAAGCUCAGUACUUUCGCACGGAAAAGAACUAUGAUAAGUAUUUGGAAAAUAGUCAAUUUUUGGCAAGGAUUAACAAUGAAAUGGACCAUGAAGACAUGGAAUUGUACAAGAAAAAAAUGGAGCAAUUAGGGAAGCUUGUAUUGAUUACCUUCGCUACAGAUACUAUAAUUGGACCUGUGGAGUCUUGUGCCUUUGGAUGGAAAGAUGAGGAGUCUGGAGCGCCUAUUCCUAUGAAAGAACAUUUCGGCUAUGUGAACAAUAUCUUGGGAUUGAAAACGCUAGACGAACAAAACAAGAUCACAAGCCUUUACUAUCCUGGUAUCCAUUUACAAUUGACAGAAAAGGAGGUAGAUGAAUUGAUCCGAAAGUAUUUGAAAGAUGCCACAACAACGAGCGCAGAGCAAGAAAUAGAGACUGCGAAUCCCAAGAAAGGAGAUCCUUCUUUACUCACUCCUUUAUAUUCAGACAUGCUUGAACGGAUUCAAAGGGUUUCAAAAAAAUUACAAAAUGCAAGAAUGAAUAAGAAGCUUCGCAAACCAGACUUUGCAGGGAGCGAGAAUGCGAGUGUCAGAUACUUACAAGAUGCAUCAAAAAGCGAAAUAGAUGCCGCUCCCAAACCGUUUGCAACGAAAGUGUUUAUGACGGUAUUUUCGCACUUUUUUUAUCACGUUGACGACUUUACAAAGAGCAUUAUGGAGCUAUUUUCCUUGAUCCCUCAGAUUAUAGGUAUAAUCUAUCUCACAGUGAUGGUAACCAAUCGAGAACUAGAUACAUUUAUGCAAUUCGGAGGUCAAGUCGCAAACGAAGUCCUCAACUAUGUCAUAAAAAUAAUUGUAAAACAUCCUCGACCUUCUGUUGUUCUGCACGGCGUGGGAUAUGGCAUGCCGAGCAGCCAUUCUCAAUUUAUGGGUUAUUUUACUGCUUACAUGAUUGCAUGGGUAUGCAAGUAUCGAAAGGAAGAAUGGAGUCACAUUAGUUCUUUGGCGAAGAUGAGUCUCUAUUGCGGACUAUCUCUGUGCGUAUGCUCUAGCCGUUACUUGUUGAGUUAUCAUUCAAUUUCUCAGGUAAUAGUUGGAUUCGCCGCUGGUUUCGUAUUCGGCUAUGUUUGGUGCUGGUUCACGGGUCAACUACGUCUGACAGGAAUCACCGAAUGGCUCCUGAAGUUUCCCAUCAUAGAAUGGGUGUACAUCAAGGAUACUCUCAUUCACAAUAAAGACAACCACAAGCAAGAAUGGUUAGCGAGUCGGCGACAGAAGAUUCAAAAAAGGCUGUAA